GUCCGAUAAACAUAUCUCCCCCAGGCUGGUCACACUGACUACUCAUUUGUUGUUUGUUUUCUUAUUUUCCGCCAAAUUUCCGUCGCAAAUGGUCGCAGUAUGUCCACCUGCAGUGCGUCCGAAAUUGCGGAAAAGAAGCGCAUUGCGCUGUCUAAGCUGCAGGCUAAGAAGUCCCAGCUCCUGGCCAACGCGAAUGGCGGGAGACCAGCUCCGACGACUCCAACUAGUUCAGCGCAGCAACAAGUCCGCAAUGGAAGCCAUGGAAAUCCCAAACAACCGCAAGUCAAGUCUCCCUUGAACUUCUACCGCUCGCCGCCAGCAGCAGGGCAGGGGAAGAUCAGCAGGACUGGUCCCACCACUAGCGACAACAAGAGCUCCUCGUUUCUGAACGCCUUGAAGGCAAUAAAGCAAACCUCCGCUCGGGAAUUGUGCCGCAGUGCAGCACAUCCUUACCAGCGACCAAAUGGCGGCGACAAGGACAUCAGAAGCAGGCCAACGCUAUCGCUGGCUCCGGAGAUGGAGCAGCCGCCAGUGGCGCCGGUGUUUCGGAAUUCAAUAACCUGCAACCUCUACAUGACCAGCGCAAAUCGGUUUGCGGCUCACACAUCCGGUUAUCACGAGAAGCUGGUUGCCGUGUUUAAGAACAUGCCCACCAAAAGCUACGACAGCAACAGCCGCAUCUGGAACUUCGACCUGACGGACUACCAAGCGCUGCAAUUGCAUGCAGCUGACCUUAAGCCAAGCGUACAUGUGAAUGGCGUGCCCAAGAAGGUGCUGGAUUUGUGCCAGCAACCGCCAGUGGAUUCGGAGCGGAGUGUCUUGGCCUCCAUAGAGCCCAAGUUGGCGGAGAAGCUGAUGCCCUUCCAGCAGGAUGGCGUGUGCUUCGCCAUUGCCCAGAAGGGACGCAUUAUGAUCUGUGAUGAAAUGGGUCUGGGCAAGACCUAUCAAGCUCUUGCCGUGGCUGAUUAUUUCAAAGAUGACUGGCCCCUGCUUGUCUGCACUACGGCCUCGACGCGGGACAGCUGGGCCAAGCACAUUGUUGAACUGCUACCCAAGGUGCCGGUCCACUACAUCCAGGUGCUUAACAACAAUCAACAAUAUGUGGGCGAGGCCCGGGUGCUCAUCACCAGCUACAACAUGAUGGAAAAGCACAUGGACAAGCUGCUACAGCGUAAGUACGGCUUCAUAAUCUUCGACGAGUCGCACACACUGAAGAACAGCAAAGCUAAGUGCACGGCGGUGGCCAAGAGACUCACGGAUCAGGCCAAGCGUGUGGUCUUGCUCUCGGGUACACCGGCUCUCUCCAGACCCUUGGAGUUGUUCACGCAAUUGCAGCUAAUCGACAGCAAGUUCAUGAAUUUCAUGGAGUUUACAACUCGUUACUGUGAUGGCAAACAGUCCACGUUUGGCUGGGAUGCCAGUGGCCAAUCAAACCUGGAGGAGCUCAAGGUGAUGCUUACUUUGAAGUAUAUGCUUAGGCGAACCAAGACAGAGGUACUGCCGCAGCUAGCUGAGAAGAACAGGGAAACUGUAGUGCUGGAUCCGUCUUUGGUCUGGACCAAUGAGGAGACCAAGGAUAGCUUGGAUGCCUUUAACAGAGAGCUGAAAACCAGCAAAGGCAAAGCCUCCGAGGAGAUUCUCCUGCGUUUUUAUGCUCGCACAGCUGAAGUAAAGACUCGAGCCGUUUGUGCCUAUGUAAAAACCUUGCUUAAGGAAAAUAAGAAAUUUAUCAUUUUUGCCCAUCAUCGGGUAAUGAUGGAUGCCAUUAGCGAUUGUCUCGCUCAGAUGAAGGUACACUACAUAAGGAUUGAUGGACAAACGCGCAGUGAUCUCAGGGCUGACUUUGUGGACACUUUUCAGAAGAAGAGUAGCUGCAAGGUAGCCCUGCUCUCCUUGAAAGCAUGCAACUCCGGGAUUACUCUUACAGCCGCCGAGAUCAUAGUGUUUGCGGAACUGGACUGGAAUCCAAGUACGCUUGCCCAGGCCGAGAGCCGUGCCCAUCGCAUAGGCCAAACGAAAGAGGUGAUAUGUCGCUACCUAAUGGCCACUCAUACAGCCGAUGAUACUAUAUGGAAUAUGCUAAAGAACAAGCAGGAGGUGCUUAGUAAGGUAGGCAUCUUCGCAGAGAAUCUUCAAAAAGCCACGCACACAGCGGCGCCCACUUCGUCCCACAAAAUCGAGGAAUUUUUCUCCCCCGCGAAAUCCUCUAUAGUCCAUUCGGAUAGGGGUACCAUUAGGCAGUUUCUAUCGCCGGCUCCCAGUGAAACCAAAAAUAAUGUGGAAGAGAAAUCCAAAAAAGCUCUUCUCAAGUCGGAUAUGGCAGCCUUUUUCGACGAUGAUGAAGAUGAGGCCUUGCUGGACUUAGAUAUUUAGUUUUAUGUCCUAAAACUUCUGUUGAAUUAUGCCAAUAAAUUGUAGUUAAUUGUG
Molecule: messenger RNA, 2427 nt
Organism: Drosophila serrata
Lineage: Eukaryota; Metazoa; Arthropoda; Insecta; Diptera; Drosophilidae
Gene: Marcal1
Product: SWI/SNF-related matrix-associated actin-dependent regulator of chromatin subfamily A-like protein 1
Biological process (GO): replication fork processing; DNA repair
Cellular component (GO): nuclear replication fork
Molecular function (GO): ATP binding
Source: RefSeq, a predicted model, not a curated record